Molecule: messenger RNA, 1435 nt
Organism: Pseudovirgaria hyperparasitica
Lineage: Eukaryota; Fungi; Ascomycota; Dothideomycetes; Acrospermales; Acrospermaceae
Product: FAD/NAD(P)-binding domain-containing protein
Exons: 1
Coding region: 93-1370 (425 amino acids)
Molecular function (GO): FAD binding; monooxygenase activity
Source: RefSeq, a predicted model, not a curated record
ACCGUAAGCCGUUUUAAGAACCACCGAGUAUCAAGUUGCUUCUACAUAGUACUCUUUAUAAGUUUCAAUACCUGAGCCUACAGCCCUGCAUUAUGGUCUCCUCAGUGAUCCCUGAAUCAAUAUCCAUUAUCGGCGCCAGCGUGGGCGGACUCACGCUUGGUAUCGUCCUCAAGAAAUAUGGCAUUCAACCAAGGAUCUUCGAAUCACGAGAGCCAGGCUACGAUUUCGGUGGUGCCGUCUCGCUUACUCCCAGCACUUUACGUAUCAUCGACUCCAUUGGUGCAUACUCUCGCAUCAAACCUCAAGGCUUCAGUUUCGAGGCCAUGACAUUCUUGACGGAUCCUGAGCGCGAGACUACUGGUAAAUUCUACUUUGGACACAAAGACGUGUACGGGUACGAUGGUCUGCGCAUCACGAGGAAGGCGUUGCUCCACGAAUUGACGGAAAUGGCAAACGAUGCUGGCGUCGAAAUCAACUAUGGAAAAAAGUUUACCAAGAUUGUCAAUGAAACGACCGAUGGUGUCAUAUUCGAAUUCGCAGAUGGGAGUCAGGAGAAAGCUCAAAUGUUAAUUGGCUCCGACGGCAUCCAUUCGAAAGUCAGAUCAUGUAUCUUCCCAGACAUCCAUCCACAUUACUCUGGGUUUAUAGGCCUGACGUACUGCUUCCCCCGCGAUAAUGUACGCAUCGAUGAGGGUUUCCCACUCCCAGUAUCUUUGCGUGGGAGCCAAGGUGAUGGCGCUAUCAUGCUACAACCUCAAACAGAAGGUGGAAAAGAGAUUUUUGUAGGACGGCAGUUCAAGUUCGAAGAAAAAGAUCGCUCAGGAUGGGACAGUCUCUUGCAGGAAAAAAAAACUUUGAUUGCAACCCUUCAGCGAGAUUCUGCCGCAUGGACACCACUUAUCCAGAACGUGCUAGCACAAGCGAGCACUCCAGAGGCACAUUUUCUGAACGUCUGGCCAUUUUAUACUGUUCCAAAAAUGGAGAGAUGGCAUUCGUCAGCUGGAAAAGUGCUUAUUAUUGGAGAUGCAGCACAUGCUAUACCACCUUCAGCAGGACAAGGCGCAAACCAAGCCUUUGAAGAUGGUUACAGCCUCGCAAUAUUCCUAGCAAGUCUAAAGAAUGUCCGCGUAAGCUUGUUGGAUGCGUUGAAGACUUGGGAAGCCUAUAGGAUGAAGAGAGUUGAUGAUGUAUUGAAAAUAACUAAUCGACUUCUCACAAUAAGGAUGACAGAGGAGGAACUGGCGAGUGUUCCAAAGCACAUGCAGUGGGAACUCGAUGGCAGUGAAGCGGGCAAGUCGCAGCUAGGGUGGCUAUACCUUGCAGAUAUCGAUCGCGAUAUCAAGAGUCUAGUAGAAAGUCUGCAUAUGUAAUAGUGACCGGGCAAUGUAUAGGUUAUCAUAACAGACAGGGUCAUUCGGAAACAUAGGUAUCCAUG